This is a messenger RNA of Entrophospora sp. SA101, 3114 nucleotides long. The record is from the annotation of a GenBank genome assembly. Lineage: Eukaryota; Fungi; Glomeromycota; Glomeromycetes; Entrophosporales; Entrophosporaceae.
AUGUCUAAGCUAUGCUCAGAAGGUGCUUGUUAUGAUGAUGAUAAAGAAUUAGUUGAUAAUCUUAAGAAGUUUUACCCACAGCCACCAUCAGUCCCACUAAACACAAAAGAAAUAUUUGAUCAUUUAAAAAUUUUAUACGAUGAUGACAACUAUAUAGAGCUGGAAGAUAAUAUUGAUUUUGAUAACGACGAUAGCCAAAUAAUCAUUGAUGAUACUCGUGGAUUGUUAAAAAAAUUUCUUGAAGAUGUACUCAGAGAUACAAUCAUUUAUAUGGAGAAUGGUAAACGCAGAACAGUCACAUAUAUGGAUGUAGGUGAUCCUUCAACUGCUCAACCUGAUUCAAGUAACAUUGUUGGUUCAAAUCAAAUUGAUAAUAAUUAUGAUGAAAAUAAAACCACCUCUUCACCAGGGAGCGACACUUCAACAAGGAAAACUCCAUCAUCUACACCUACACAGCCUACUUUUAAUGUAUGGCAAGUUAGACAAGAAGCGAUGAAUUCCAAAAAAGCUCCAGAAUUGCUUAAUGGAAAUAAGGAUACCAAUAUUAAUAAUGGAAAUAAUGGAAAUUAUCCUACUCCUGCUCCCAUAAUACCUCCACUAGAGGAUCAAAAUAGUUGGCCUGCUCCUGCCGAAGUCCUAAUUAAAGACAAGGAAAAAGAAGUCAAUAGUGAAUCUUCUGAGAAAAAACAAUCUUUACCAAAUGAAUUAGGAUUAAAGAAAGAAGAAAGUCCUAAAAAAGGUAAAGGCAAAUGGAUUCCUUACGAAGAACUAACUAUCACCCAUAAUCCGCCUUUACCUGGUCAUGAUAGACCAAAAACAAGACGUCGAAGUGAAGAUCAUGCUGGUUACAGGGAUCGCAGAUCAAGCGAAAAGACUCCAAGCCCUGAAGCAAGAUACCAAUCUUCUUCAUCUUCUCAGAAUAAUACUAACAAUAACCAGAGUAAACGUCGUGCCAGCGUGCCACCUCCAUUAAGAGAAAAUGGCCGUCGUUAUUUUAAUUACAACGAAAACAAUCAAAAUGGUAAUCAUAUAUCUUAUAAUGGUAGUAGUUCCUAUCGCGGUUCUAGAAGGGGUGGAAGAGGUCGUUCAUAUAAUGGCCAACGGGGAAUUUCUCGAUCAGCAUCAUUUUCAUACACCACGCCAAUCUAUAAUCAUCAAAAUUACGGAAAUUUUUAUGGAACAAAGAUUGGCGUAAUAUAUGAUAUUGAAAUCUUAAAAUUUUAUGUCUUACAACAAAUCGAGUACUACUUUAGUAUUGAAAAUCUAUGUAAAGACAUUUAUUUACGAAAUAAUAUGGAUUCUGAAGGUUAUGUAGAUAUAUCAUUAUUAGCAGGUUUCAAUCGCGUGAAAGCUUUAACGUUGGAGGAAGAAAUCAUUCGUGAAGCACUUCUUAACAGUCAUAUAGUUGAAGUUAAAGGUGAUAAAGUUAGAAAACGUGACGAAUGGGGAUUCUGGUUAUUGCCUAAACAAGUUCUUAUCAACAACGAUCCCCAAAAUAAUAUCAACGUCAUUCCUUACGACAAUUACAGUGAUCUACAUGGUGAUAAUAUCGCAUUAAAAAAUAAUGUAAAUGGCGAACUAAUAAACAGCACCAAAGACUCUUCUGGUGCUAUGAAACGUCCAUACUCUGAGAUUAAAGAUGAGAUCACAAAAUUUAUUGAUGAUAACCUCAAGAAAAUUAAAACAGUUGAAUUAUCUAUUCCAGGAUGGUAUUCAUGCCCAGCAACCCAUACUGAAACAGAGAAGGGAAAGAUGAUACAUCUGGUUGGUGAAGAAUUUGUUCUUCCAUUUACUCUUACAGAUUUAACUUUGGGUAAAAGGCACAGGACUGGUUUGUUCAAGAAAAAAUCGAUUCCAAUAGCCCAGAAAGGAGAAAAUAUUGUGCAAAAACACUUUAUUAAUGAAUGUAAUGUUAUAACAAGAUCAUUUGAUGAAAUACAAUAUGUUCUAUAUGAUGUACAUGAUUUUGCUCUUUUAGAUACACAAAAACCAGAUUUUCUCAUUUUAGAUGAAAAGCACCCACUUGAUCCUCUUAAUGUUAUAAUGAUUGGUGAGAUCAGAUUAAUUACUGCAAAACAUGGGAGGUUCUCAGAUGCAGAUGUUGGUCAUGCAACAUCAUUUGGAGAGAAAUUACUACAACUACAACCACGUCGAGCAUAUGUAUAUGUGCUUCUUACAGAUUGUCACAUGCUCAUGAUAAUUCAUGUUAGCAAAAUUAGUGAUGAUAAAUUCCAGUACAAAUAUACACGACUUGCAAAAUUAGAAUCUGAUGAUGGCAAACCAGCUGAAGGAUGGAAGCAAUUAGUUACAUUACUGUUGCAAAAGCCAGAGACACUUGGUUGGAUAACAUCAUAUGUGUACCAUAAAGGAGAAGAAAUCAAAUUAUCAAGGUCAAUUGGUGUAGGAAGAACAUCUGUGGUAUAUGAAGGCAUUUAUAAUGAUAAUGAGGUGGCUGUUAAGGUAUUAAAAGACCCCCAAUUUCUUUAUUGCUUUAAACUGGAAGUUAAUGUGAUGCAAAAAUUAGCUGAGCUGAAUUCAAGUGUCCUUCUCAAAUGUCUGUUCACAAAUAUUGAUGACUAUAAUUCUGAUGAUUCUGAUCCAAUCUUUGUUGUCUUGUUUCCACUGUGCAGACAAUACAAAAACUGGAGAAAGGAAGACAUUCCUCCCAUCAUUGAUACCUUGAAAAAGGUGCAUGAUAUGGGUAUAAUACAUCGUGAUUUUCGAAAAUGGAAUCUACUAAGAGAUCAAGAUGGUAACGUUUGUAUAGCAGACUGGGGAUUUGCGGUGGAUGUUAAUGAAUCAACUACUUUUGCUGGAUCUUUGGAGACGCUGUCAGAUGAUGCAUUACAAAAUAUUAUUGAUGAGGAGGAUAUUACAUAUACUUGUAGUAAUGAGUUAAUCUCAGUGGUUCGUUCUUUUUAUUUAAUGGUUUUUCGACCAUUGAUGAAGCGCCCUCCCUUUGGAGAAAAUAAAAAUGGUAUCAAGGAAAGAGCAAAGGAAAUCAAGGAGUUUUGGAUGAAUAAUGCACGAUCAUCAAUAUGGUUAAAUAUACUAAAAUCAGCUACAGAUACUGACUAUGACAAUUUAAAAAAAUUGCUAAUGGAAUUAUUCUAG